Molecule: messenger RNA, 1209 nt
Organism: Eruca vesicaria subsp. sativa (arugula)
Lineage: Eukaryota; Viridiplantae; Streptophyta; Magnoliopsida; Brassicales; Brassicaceae
Source: the annotation of a GenBank genome assembly
AUGGAGGAGACAUAUGAAGCGUACCGUAGGAAGGAGCGAGCUUCACUUGUAGCCAUUGUCGUUCUUGCUUGUCUUGCUUUAACUUCCUUGUUCGUCGCCUUUAGUUACUACUGCUAUAUCCGUAAGAAAGUUUCCAAGCGUCACAGAAUCAACAAGAAGUUUGAGUGCGAGGAGAAAGGUGAUUGUCGAGAACAAGAAGAAGCUACUGACAAGGGGAUGCAUGUUUUCACUUUCAAGCAACUACAUUCCGCGACUGGUGGGUUUAGCAAGUCGAAUGUUGUUGGUCAUGGUGGGUUUGGGUUGGUUUAUCGUGGUGUGCUUAACAACGGGAGAAAAGUCGCUAUCAAGUUUAUGGAUAAUGCAGGAAAGCAAGGUGAAGAUGAAUUCAAAAUGGAGGUUGAGUUACUGAGCCGUCUGCGUUCACCCUACUUAUUGGCUCUUAUUGGUUAUUGCUCAGACAAUAGCCACAAACUGCUUGUGUAUGAGUUCAUGGCAAAUGGCGGUCUGCAGGAACACCUCUAUCCUAAUAACAGGUCUUCUGGUUCUGUCCCGUUGAGAUUAGAUUGGGAAACUCGGAUGAGGAUAGCUCUGGAAGCUGCAAAAGGCUUGGAGUAUCUCCAUGAACAAGUAUCACCUCCAGUGAUUCACCGAGACUUCAAGAGCAGCAAUGUUCUGCUUGAUAGAAACUUCCACGCCAAGGUCUCGGACUUCGGAUUGGCUAAAGUUGGAUCAGAUAAAGCUGGUGGACACGUUUCAACCCGUGUACUAGGCACACAAGGUUAUGUUGCUCCUGAAUAUGCUUUAACUGGCCACUUGACUACAAAAUCAGAUGUAUAUAGCUAUGGCAUUGUCUUGUUAGAGUUACUAACAGGGAGGGUUCCAGUUGAUAUGAAUAGAGUUGCUGGAGAAGGAGUUCUUGUCUCUUGGGCUUUGCCUCAUUUGGAUGAUAGAGACAAAGUAGUGGAGAUAAUGGAUCCAACACUGGAAGGACAGUAUUCGACGAAAGAGGUUGUUCAAGUUGCAGCAAUAGCAGCGAUGUGUGUUCAAGAAGAAGCUGAUUACAGACCUUUGAUGGCAGAUGUGGUGCAGUCACUGGUUCCAUUAGUGAGAAGACGUAGGUCAGGUUCAAAGCUUAGUGGCUGCUCUAGUAGCUUUAGCUUGGCUCGCUCUCCUAACUCACCCAGUAAAGCAAGCGUUGGUUCUCAAUAA